Venustampulla echinocandica is the source of this 1014-nucleotide messenger RNA. RefSeq lists its product as uncharacterized. NCBI's taxonomy places the organism in Eukaryota, Fungi, Ascomycota, Leotiomycetes, Helotiales, Pleuroascaceae. The record is from RefSeq and is a predicted model, not a curated record. The transcript has 2 exons. Bases 1 to 1014 code for a protein of 337 amino acids.
AUGCCAUCAUCAACAACAUCAUCAUCUUGCACCUCACCUGAUCCCUCCCACCUCACCAUACCAAGCAAACCCACGGCUCCAAUAUCAUAUACCUUCUUCCCAGGCGCCAACCCCAGUUCCUCCCCCUCAACCCACCUGAUAAUCUUCAUAAAUGGCCUCGGCCUCCCUGCCGCCUCCUGGACCCCCAGCAUAAACAUUCUCCGCACUAAACUCCCCUCGCACCCAGCUUGUCUAACCUACGACCGCUACGGCCAAGGACUAACAACCGCACGGGACCCUAUCGACGGCAGCCCCGGAAAAGAAGAUGGCCACGAUUUCCUCGACGUCGUAGCGGACUUGCACGAGAUCAUCAAUGUCAUUGCAGCCACGAAAUUUAGUUUCGCCGACGACGCAAAAGAUAUAGAGAAUGGAAAACUACAGCUAUUAAUGAUAGGCUCCUCUAUCGGUUGCCCUAUCAUCCGUCUCUACGCGCAACACCACUCGGGUCUAGUAUCCGGCGCCAUAUUCCUCGAUUCUAACAUAGCGAACGCGAAUUUCUCAGAUUUCCUCCCGGAUCCGGACGACCCUUCUUUCACUCCUGACAUGGUGGUUGCGGAUGAUUGCACGCUGAUGCAAUAUAGAGGUGCGAGGGAUCGACUCGCUGCUAUGUUUGAUCUUGGUGUAAAGAAUGCCGAGAAUUUGGAUCGAAGGAGUGGGAGAACGUUGUUACCGAGUGCUGAGAGCCCCAAACUGGUGGGACCAGCGGGGAAAGGACCUUGGUUGAAUGUUGUAGGACAUGAUCCUGAGGUGUUUGCGGAGAGUGGGUUGGAGAGGAUGGGGACGCCGAAGAGUUUGACUAUGAGGUUUACUAAUCCGUAUUGGGCCAAGUAUAAUAAAGGGCUUACGCGUAUUACGGAUCCAGAGAGGUGCCAGGGUGUCGCUAUUGCAAAGGGCUGUGGCCAUUUUAUUCACUCUGAUGAUCCUGAGUUUGUGGCGGGUGAGGUUAUGAGUAUUAUUGAGAAGCUAGGAUGGUGA